AACAAAAGCGUCCAGAUCGUUCCUGAAGCGUCCAGACUGCAGCUCAGGCAGCAGGCAUGCUGGGACAGGAGCAGGCUCAGUGAGAGCAUGGAGAAGGGUCUGAGGCUGAGCCUGGUGCUGGGGCUGCUCCUCUGUCAGGGCGGUCGCUCGGAGCUGCAGACCGUCUGUCCGUACAGGUGUCAGUGUUUCACCGCCAGCCAGGUGCUGUGCGCCGACGAGCGGAUGAGCGCUUUACCCGGGAACAUGUCCAGACAGGUCAAGGACUUCAUCGUCAUGACGUCUUCUGUGGCGUACCUGUUUUCCCACAGCCUGGAAGAGAGUCCGCAGCUCACCAGGCUCGUCUUUCUGAACAACGCCCUGCGGAGUGUCCACGCUCAGGCGUUCGAGCACCUGACCGAGCUGCGGGAGCUGGAGAUCAGCGGAAACCCCUGGCUGGAGAGCUUAUUUCUGGGAACUUUCUCAAACCAGGGGAACUUAACUGUGCUGCUGCUUAAUUUUAACAGACUCAAAACUGUCCUCCCAGGUUUGUUUGACUCCCUGAAGCAGCUGGAGGUUCUGCAAAUGAAGAGCAACAUCAUAUCAAGUCUGCCCCCGCUUCUCUUCCUCAACCUUAAUAACCUGCGCGUCCUCGAUUUGUCCCAGAACAAGCUGGAGGAGGUGAAGAGGGAGACGCUUUGUGGUCUGGCGAAGCUGGAGAUAUUGAAAGUAAACAACAAUCUCAUCAGUAGCCUUCAGUCUGACACCUUCUCCAACGUUUCCCAGCUAACGGAGCUCCAUCUGGAGGGGAACCGGCUGACUCAGCUCGCUGACGACACCUUCUCCGAGUUAAAAAACCUGCAGGUGCUGAACCUCCGUGGAAACCUUCUCAGAAGCUUCAGUGAUAAGGUGUUUGGCUCCGAGCCCUCGGACCUGAAGGAGCUGAACCUGAAAGGGAACCGGCUGAUUGAGCUGUCCUCUCUAAGCAGUCUGACCUCCCUGACUGACCUUAUCUUGUCCUCUAACCGGCUGCUCAACCUCACCGAAGACACUUUCAGGAACGUCACAGCACUGGAAAACCUGGAUCUGUCUGAAAACCAGCUCACCUCGCUGCCCACAAACCUGUUCAGAGACUUGUUUCGCAUCAAGGCGCUCCAUCUGCACAGCAACAACCUGAGCACAGUGGAUGCCAAACUGUUCGAGGACCAGAUGCUCAUUCAGCAGCUCUACUUGUCCAACAAUCAGCUGGAAACUCUCCCGGCGGGACUUUUCGACCUUUUCGCCACGCAGCACACCAUGCGGCUGCACGGAAACCCCUGGAGAUGCGACUGCCACAUGUGGUACCUGCACGACUGGGUCCAGAGGAGCGGUCAGGACAUAGAGAUGCUGGACAGGGUGCUGUGCGAGAGCCCGCUGUUUCUGAGGAGGCGGACGGUGGUCUCCGUCGACAGGGACCAGCUGGUGUGUCACCUGUCCAAAGCCGGAGUUCCUGAUCUGAACGCCUGCAGCCUGCAGGCGUCCAACGACACGGUGACCGUCAGGUGUAAGGCACACAGGUGUUCUCCGGUGACGGUGAAGGUGCAGUUCGUGGAGGAGGACGGCACCACCACGGAGCACAUUCUGAAAAAUGACCCCAAGUAUUCUCAGUGCAGCAAUAAAGAGGUCUUAGAAAGUCCCUGAAAGACUUUGCACUGUGUGCAGACUCUUUCUUCACACUGUGAGUCACAUUAUAUGUUCCGACUGUCACAGUCAAUACUGUAAACAAACCUCUCACUCAGCGGCUGAUAACCACGAUGCAUGAAUGCUGCUCAGCGAUAAGAGAGGUGGAUGAACCUUUUAUUUGAAAGCUUCAAGGUUCAACUCGCUAAUUUUUUAAGAUCCCGUCACUUCUAAGUAAAACAAAGAGAGUGGUGUUCAUGAUGUGUGUUUUGCUGUUCUGCGGCGCUCACGACUCUCCGGGGACUCACCGAUCAUCACUGUCUUGUGUCGUGACGAAUAAGUAGAUAUUUUUCAGCUUCCAUACAUAAAGUUAAUAUAAAUAGCUUCCUGAGAUUUUUAGUUUGAAUUUUAACAUUUUCAACUUUCAAGAGAAUGACAAAGACUUUGUGUUGUUAAUAAAGUGGUAAAUGAAACACAGUCUAUGGAAAUAAAGAGCAAACAUGUAUCUAUGUGCUAACUGCAUCUUGUUCUGGUUUCAUCUGAAGUGCUGCUGUACUUUCAGAGUUCGA
This is a messenger RNA of Salarias fasciatus (jewelled blenny), 2204 nucleotides long. RefSeq names its product carboxypeptidase N subunit 2. Bases 88 to 1656 code for a protein of 522 amino acids. Gene Ontology annotation, molecular function: protein binding. The transcript is spliced from 2 exons. Lineage: Eukaryota; Metazoa; Chordata; Actinopteri; Blenniiformes; Blenniidae. The record is from RefSeq and is a predicted model, not a curated record.